This is a messenger RNA of Brienomyrus brachyistius, 3966 nucleotides long. RefSeq names its product relaxin family peptide receptor 2b (gene rxfp2b). The record is from RefSeq and is a predicted model, not a curated record. NCBI's taxonomy places the organism in Eukaryota, Metazoa, Chordata, Actinopteri, Osteoglossiformes, Mormyridae. The coding region runs from base 229 to 2496 and encodes 755 amino acids. Gene Ontology annotation, cellular component: membrane. Gene Ontology annotation, biological process: G protein-coupled receptor signaling pathway. Gene Ontology annotation, molecular function: protein binding; G protein-coupled receptor activity. The transcript is spliced from 18 exons.
GACACAUUGAAACAAGUAUCCUCGCGCUCAGCAUUCGUCUUGUGCUCAAUUCUCGUGUUGACAGUCUUGUUUUCGUAUGACUUGUAUCAAUUGUCAGCUGUUUCAGAGUUAGCCUGGCCAUAUUUCUAGGUUUUUAUUGUUGUUGGAUUUUUGGGUUUACUUUGUAAAUCCCGUUUUUAGCUGGUAAGCAGUUUUCUGGGAAGACUCGCUUUUCUGGACAUAGAAGAAAUGCGAUCAGUCAAACUCGGACCGUCCGUAAUUUGUUCGGAUGAACGUGUAAUUGUGUUGGUCAUUCACUUCUUAUUCUCAGCAAGCGAAGUGUCCGCCAUGGUGGCUGACGAGAUCCGCUUCAAAGGAUGUCUGCUGGGGGACUUUCCAUGUGGGAACCUGAGCAUCUGCUUGCCACAAGGGCUGCACUGCAAUGGCCACCCGGACUGCCCGAACGGCGCCGACGAGGAGAACUGUGGGGACAACAGCGGCUGGGCAGACUUCUUUGAUCGAGUUGUUCGCCGGACCGACCCGCAGGACCUAGCCAGCGACUGCUUGCUGGAAAAGUAUCUGGAUGACUGCAAGUGCAUUCAGACUGAGCUCCAGUGUGUGCAUCUAAACCUGGACACUGUCCCACAGGCCCCCAGGAAUGUCACCUCACUGUCCCUGAAGAGUAACGCCAUUCAGAAACUUGUCGAAGAUGGAUUUUCCAGAUACUCGGAGCUGCAAAGACUAUUUCUUCAGAGGAAUAACAUAUGGAGCGUAUCCAGUCGAGCUUUCAAAGGACUCUACAAGCUCCAAAAACUAUGUCUUAGUCAGAACAGGAUCACUUUGCUAGAACCUGGGGUGUUCAGUGAUCUUCGUAAACUACGCUGGCUGAUCCUGGAUGAUAACCCUUUGAAGAGCAUCUCCCCGGACACAUUCACUGGGCUCAUGUCCCUGUUUUUCUUGUCCAUGGUGAACACAUCCUUGGAGGAGCUCCCCCCAGCAAGACUGUGCUCUCACAUGCCUUCCUUAAGUUGGCUGGACUUUGAAGGGAACAAGAUCCAGGUUCUCGACUUUUCUACACUUCUGACGUGCAACGAGCUCACAGUUUUAUCACUGCGUGGCAAUAAAAUUAGAUUCCUCCCUGAAAAUGUCUUUCAGCCCCUUUUAUUACUGGGAGAACUAGACUUGUCGAGUAACAGGGUCAGGGAGCUGCCGUGGCAGAUCUUCGGGGGAUUAAAGUCCCUGCUGACGCUAAAUAUAUCCCAUAAUCCUUUGAGGGGCAUUCAUCUUGGCCUGUUUGAUCCCCUUAUCAGUCUUCAGUCGUUGAGCCUGGAGGGAAUCGAGAUCCCAAACAUUCAAAAGCGCAUGUUGGAGCCAAUGAAAAACCUGUCACACAUCUAUUUUAAGAUGUUUCAGUACUGCUCUUAUGCGCCACAUGUGCGGAGAUGCAAACCCAACUCGGAUGGGAUCUCCUCCUUCGAGAACCUUCUGGCCAACACAAUCCUGCGCGUAUCCGUGUGGGUUAUGGCCUGCAUCACGUGCUUCGGGAACCUCUUUGUCAUCGGCAUGCGCACUGUCAUCCGGGCCGAGAACCACCUGCAUGCUCUGAGCAUCAAGGUCCUGUGCUGUGCUGACUGCCUCAUGGGGGUGUACCUGUUCUUCCUGGGGGUGUUUGACCUCAAGUUUCGGGGGGAGUACAACCGCAACGCCCAGCUGUGGAUGGAGAGCCCCGCCUGCCACACCAUGGGCUUCCUGGCCACGCUCUCGUCCGAGGUCUCCGUCAUGCUCCUCACCUACCUGACCCUUGAGAAGUUCCUGGCCAUCGUCUUCCCCUUCAGUGACUUGCGGCCAGGCCACUGCCAGGCUGUUGCCGCGCUGGUUGCCAUCUGGCUGCUGGGCGUGCUCAUUGCCGCUGUGCCACUCCUGGACGAAGACCUCUUCGGAAACUACUACGGCCGUAAUGGCGUAUGCUUCCCCCUGCACUCCGACCUCCUGGAAAGACCCACCGCCAAGGGCUACUCCACAGGAAUAUUUCUGGGGCUCAAUCUGGUGGCCUUCCUCAUCAUCGUCUUCUGCUACUCCUGCAUGUUUUACUCUAUAUACCGGACCGGCAUCAACGCCACCGUGCUCCGCAGCCGACUACACAGAGACGUGGCGGUAGCGAACCGCUUCUUUUUUAUCGUGUUCUCUGACGCCCUCUGCUGGAUUCCAAUCUUCCUCAUCAAGAUCCUGUCGCUGCUGGAGGUUGAAAUUCCAGGUACCAUCACUUCCUGGCUGGUGAUCUUCGUUUUGCCCAUCAACAGCGCCUUGAAUCCCAUCCUCUACACCCUGACCACCAGCUUCUUCCGAGAGCAGGUGGAGCUGCUCCUGUGCCAGUGGCAGAAGCAGUCAGGCAUGAAAAAGGAGCGUAAGAGCCUGUCCAGCUGCGUCAUUUACAUGGAAGCUUCACAUAAGGCCUCCUGCCAGCAGCACUGCUUACCCCCAAUAUCCAUUGUGGGUAUAGACACAAAAUAUGGGUGAAGUGAGCGGCGAUGGGAGAUGCUGCAAAUUCUCCAGGCCCGCAGUAGAGACGCAAACCCUGCAGGCUCUGCCUGGGGCCGACAGGGAGAGCAAAGGGCCUGGUCAGUUGCCCGCGGUGCUCUGGGAUUCGCACAAACAGCAUCUCUGCUUGGGGCUACAGCAGGAUGCCAUAUACCUCUGAUGAUUUUGGGGAGACUUUCUGGCAGAGUAGUACGUGUCCAUACUGUUUUAUCUGGGACUACUGUCACCUGUGAAGGAUUUAUAUCUUAGACCUGCAAAUGAAGGAUACCUCCACGGCCUGUUUUCUGAACGUCAAGUCUGGGAUCUCGCUGUAGCCUCAAUGACGUCCGAACACAAGAGCUUCUUGGACAUAGAAUUUUGUGAAGCUCUUUCUUUGCUACAUGGCCAAAAUUUAAGGUGAAUAACUCAUUCAAAUAUAAUCGAAAAAACAAGGAAAAAAACUACGUUUUUUUAAGUGUGACUUUUUUGGCUAUCCUGCUGAAUGGUUGAAAGUCAAGUAAAUCAGUUACAGGGUAUUCACCAGCAGAUGGCAACCUUUCAUUUUAAAUAACAUUAUCUAGAGAAAGUUCCAUUGUGUGGCCACUGGCAUCCUGUUCUGAGCUUAUGCCCGUGGAUGGAUGGAUGGAUGGAUGGAUGGAUGGAUGGAUGGAUAGAUGGAUGGAUGGAUGGAUGGAUGGAUGGAUGGAUGGCGAUAUUGCCUGGGUGACUUGCUGGCUGAAUGAGUAACAUUCUUUGCCUGUCCUUCAGGGUAGGAUGUCUGGGUCCUGCCUCGGAUCUGUAAAUGUCUAGUUUGCAGGCUCUCCCUGAGUUGUGGACAAAGUUCAAGGACUUGCAAUUAUGCUAACUGGUGUCUCUAAUUUGCCCACAGAGUGUGUGUAUGUGUCCUGCGAAGGACUGGCUCCUGUCCAGAGUGUGUCCCUGCCACACCCUAUGCUGUCUGAAAUGUCUAUACAGGAUGCAUGCGUUGUUGUAUUUGUCCAGGCCACCCUUAGUAUUUUAUAAUGGAUCUUAAGGGAUCUAAGUGACCUUAAGUGAUCUAUCUAAGUGAUCUGUUUGCAGAAAAUACAAAAGUUCUUAGCAGCGAUGUCACAUUAAGACUGCUCCUUAAAACUGAAGUUUCUUUAAUGGUGUGUGGGGAGAAAUAUUAAUCAAGAUCAGGUGCAGUGCGUUGCCAGUUUAAUUUAAAUAACAUGAUUAUUCGGUAACAAACAAUUCGAACCAAAUAGGACCUGAAGACAUUGAUUCCACUUCUAAGUUGUGCUUGUCUGUCUGCAGAAUUAAGUGCCCUUGACACCAUUGGCACAUUCUCAUAUGUCAGAUUUUUUAAUAACUCCAGAACAAGAUAGCCUAGUUUCAACAAACUGUGUUAAUCCUUCUAAUGAUGAACUAGAAACAGUCUGUUUAAUGGUACCUUGACCCAUAUUAAAAACGAUUAUUUUAUCAACAUGA